UGCACCUUGUACUUUCGCAGUAAACUGCACAAAGUACAUAUAUUGGCUUCAUGAAUUCACCAUGUAUUUAAGAUUCUUUUUCCCAGUAGAUUAGCUAUUUUACCAUUUUCCUAGGUCGCUAACACUAUCUUGUUAACAGUUUUAUGCUUUAGUUUGCAGUUACCUUUUCGCUAAUUUGUAUAACAUUUGUGUCAUUUUAGCUUAUGUAAGUAGGUAUUUGUAACUACCAUAUGACAGGUUUUAAGUUAUCGAUAUGCACAUUAGGUGAUAAUCACUGAGUGGGAGGAACAAAAAGAUUAUUUAUAAUCGUUCAAAAGCCCAUAAGACACAGAAAAGAAUAAGAGUUGACGUUUAAGGAUGAAAAAAGUACUCGGUUACUCCCGACAUGCGAGUGAUUGUUGCUUUUUGUCCCAAUUUCUUGCAGAUGGAUUAUUCGAAUGACCAACUGACAGAGUGUCAGUCACAAAUGGUAUCAUUUUGGGAUCUCAUACGUGUUGAAAUAGACGGCUUAAAAUGCGACCAUGCAGCAUUUAAGACUCAAGAUCUACCCUUGGCAAGAAUAAAGAAAAUUAUGAAGCUAGAUGAUGAUAUUAAGUGUAUGAUGAUUAGUGCUGAAGCGCCAAUACUGUUUGCUAAAGCAGCUGAACUUUUUAUUCGAGAGUUAACCUUAAGAGCUUGGGUUCACACGGAACGCAACCGAAGACGCACACUUCAAAGGAAUGAUAUAGCUAUGGCAGUCAGUGAUGGAGAUACAGAUCAGUUUGACUUCCUUAUUGAUAUUGUACCUCGUGAAGAAACCAGAGGGCAUCGUCGACCAAACCAGGCGACCUCUUCUUCAAAUACCAACGGUAGUCCAAUGAAUGUUAAGCCAGAAAAUCCUGGGAAUAGGAACAGUUUUUUCACAAAUACAAAUGGUGCGCAUUCAUUGUCUCUAGAACAAGGCUCAGGUCAAGUAGUUGUUUCGGGAUUGUCGAGUGAUGCUACUGGAGCUUCAGCACAACCCCAAACAGUGACUGUUGCUUUGGCAUCUGGAGCAAUCGCCGGAGCAACUUCUGUUAAUUCAGGAAUCCCAUGUCAAACAGUAGUUCAACAAAACCAACCCACAGCUGUUCAUUUUACAACUGUCUCUUCUGGUGGUGGUCUAGGUGGUGCUCAGUCUUCAGUCAAUACCUCAUCUACUGUAAUAGCAGCUUCCGCUCCAAAUGCUACUACAGUCAAUUCUACGGCAGCUCCGUUGCAGUAUGUUCUACAACUUCCAGUAGGUGCUGCUGGAGCAUCAGCUGGACAGCCUUUUCAAAUACAAGUUCUUCCUCAACAUUUUCAGACGGCUAACACGGACGCUGUAUCUGCUGGUCAAGCUGGUGCCAUCCUCACUGACGGUAGCACGUUCCCCUUGGUUCAAGUUGUCUCUCAACCUAACAUACUUCCAAUCCUUCAAGAAGCCGGUGGGACGAGAGCACAAAUUUUGCAGAUUCAGGUGCCGGAACCAACCGCUGGUCAACGACCCACCUUGUUUCUACAGCAAGCCGGUGCUCUGUUAGGUACUCAUAUGGGUGCUGUAAUCGCUAAUGUAGAUGGUCAUCAACAAAUCAUGUACAGUCUGCAGGCACAACCACUGGUUUCUUCAAACACCACAUCAAGAACUCAAGUUCUUCUUUCCUUGGAUGAGGCUUCCGAGUGUAUUUCGUCUAUGUCAGAUCCAAACUGUAUUACUUCUGGUAACAGUAUUCAUGUUGGUGCUGCUCAGUUACUAGAUGAAGCAGCAAGCGAACUAAAUAUCCCAUCAUCUCCUGCUGUAUCUCAUCCAGUGAAUACUGAAUUACUCGAGACUAAAGAUUUCGCCCAACACACAACAGAACUUGAGCGUAAACCAAUUUUAAACACCAGUAGUGUUAUUAUUACUGACAGUCUUGUAAAUUUGACUGAAAAUCAAGCUGUUGAAAUUCACGCUAUAGAAUCAAAUAACCGGGAGAGCUUAGAGCCGGGAGUCGAUAACACUGAUUCACAUCCGACAGUGAUUACAGAUGACGAUGAUAGGACUGUGUGACGUCAUCAUAAUGCCACGUUCUUUGUAUCUCCUAAUUUCUUUGCUUCAAGACAAAUGUGUAAAUACCGCAGUAGAAAAACUUGACACGAAUCAAAUUAUCGUAUAAUUAUGUUUUUUAGGUGUUUUAUCUCUUCAUUCUCCCGAAGUGUUGUAUUACGUAUUAAAAAGCAUGUGUCCAUGAUUUUAAAAGUAACGUGCUAUAAAGAUCAUUUGUUGAAAAUUGGGUACUAUUUCACAGUUAAAAUAAUCUAAUUUAAAAAAUUGUAACGACAUAAUCGCAACAAAUUUUUUUCCCUUUAAUUUUUUGUACAAUAUUUUCACUAGUAUGUAUCCUAGAAAAAAUGUGUACUCACUUUAUUUUUUUUUUACUGGUACAUGUGAAUUGGUGUUUUGUGAACAUUGACUACAUCACGUAUUUUCACAUACAUUUUCGUGGUUAACAAUUUUGGACUUCAAUUUCCUCAAAAGAACCCAAUGUAUUUUCUUCUGCCUACUUAAUACUAUCCAUUUUGUCAGCCAAUAUUUCCAAAAUAUUAAGGAUUUCAGUUUACCUACGGAAUAAUACCAACUGAUGUGUACAAUUACAUAUUAAUUUGUUUAUCAGAUAUGUGGGAUUACAUACUAUCACAGUGACAAAGUGUUACACAUAUAUUGACGCGUAGUGAUAAUAUCUUUGCGGACUACAAAUAAAUCAAUGGCGAAAUGUA
This is a messenger RNA of Trichobilharzia szidati, 2754 nucleotides long. Lineage: Eukaryota; Metazoa; Platyhelminthes; Trematoda; Strigeidida; Schistosomatidae. The record is from the annotation of a GenBank genome assembly.